Aspergillus costaricaensis CBS 115574 is the source of this 1602-nucleotide messenger RNA. Its product is annotated as FabD/lysophospholipase-like protein. Gene Ontology annotation, cellular component: membrane. The transcript is spliced from 7 exons. The record is from RefSeq and is a predicted model, not a curated record. Lineage: Eukaryota; Fungi; Ascomycota; Eurotiomycetes; Eurotiales; Aspergillaceae. Gene Ontology annotation, biological process: arachidonate metabolic process. The coding region runs from base 1 to 1602 and encodes 533 amino acids.
AUGCUAAAGCUUGGUUCCGAUCACCUGUACGUCCUCACUCUAAUAUGGGUGAUUAUCACAAAAAGCCGAUACUUACUUACGCAGCCGCUCGAUUCGAAAGUUAUCUGCAAGAUCAGAAGUCUCCAGCUGUUUACUCAGUCCCACAAUCAAGGCUGGGCCUCAUUACCAGAUGCGGGAAUUUGGACGUGGUUUGAGCUUGCUAUCCUGGAGAAUUCGAUGUCCCCAGGUCCAAGAGUUAAGGAUGGAAUUGAGCUAGUCUGGACAAGUCAUCGUCAGAAUUCCUUGUCCAAAAAGCUUCAAUGGGAAGGCAACGUAAUCACUGUUCGAAUGUGCGCACGCUUCGACCUAUGGAAAAUCAAAGCUAGUGUUGGAUAUAUGGUGAUUGAAAUUGGUGAUACUGAAGUAUGCCAGGAGCCGGUCAACUACGGGCCGGAAAUCGGCAAAGUCAAAAUAAUGGCAGAGGUGGUCCAGGGGUUCAAUGAGCUGACAAGUGCAGCAUACAAACCUAAUCUUCCCGAUGGCAACAUUCGAGCUGACGCCCUAAGCGAUAAGAAGAUACCUUUGCGGGUACUUUCACUGGAUGGCGGAGGCAUGCGCGGACUGUUGUCUCUGCACAUUUUAAGGAGAGUCAUGGGGCAGGCACACCCAGGGAGAAAGCCUUGCGAAGUUUUUGACAUGAUCGGCGGAACCAGCACUGGGGGUCUGAUAGCUAUCAUGUUGGGAUGUCUGCAGAUGACGGUUGACGAAUGCAUUGACCAAUACGAGAAGCUGGGUGACCAGGUGUUCGAAUCUGGGUUGUUAGGGAAGACAGCAGAUUUUUUUCGGAACAAAACAUACUAUGAUGGCGAAGUGCUGGCGCAGGAGAUCAAAAAAAUCAUCAAGAAGAAGCUUGGCAACGAUGACAUCAAAAUGCGGGACGUGCAAAGUUCUUGUCGGGUAUUUGUCCUAGCUGUGCGUAAGGAUGCAGCCAACAAUCGCGCACCAGUAUUCCUACGCUCCUACGACAAUAAAAAUGACCUCACCCUCGUACCGAAAAUCAAGCUCUGGGAGGCCGCCCGAGCAACAAGCGCUGCGCCCGCCUAUUUCCCUUCAAUCGAGAUUGACAAAUACCACCUCGUGGAUGGUGGCCUCGGGGCCAAUAAUCCUGUUGGAUGGCUUUGGAGCGAGGUCCUAAGUGUCUUCGGCCCUAAUCGCCCCACGUCUUGCUUCCUCAGCAUUGGCACAGGAAUACCCGCUAAUGAACCACUCGUGGACCCAGGCGUUAUGGGUAGUCAUGCCGUAGAAAAGUCUUUUGCCAGCAUCGCUACGAACAGUGAAAUUAGUCAUAUCCUUUUCCGGGUUCUCAUUGACGCUUUUGCCCCGAGACCCAUGAUUCCUAAGUACUGUCGGCUGAACGUUGGUGUGGCAGUGCCUGCAUGGGAGGAUGAAAAGGGGUGGGGGCUGUGGAAGCGUACGGAGCAUCAUCUGGACAACUACAAGAGUGUGCCUGAUUUGGACGAUACAAAGGGAGUGAAAGAUUUCGUUGAGAUGACCAGAGCUUACAUAAGAGAAGAUGAGAUAAGGAAAUCUGUCCAAUACUUGACAGCUGUGGUUGAGGCCUAG